AUGAACGAGUACGCCGAAUACGAUUGGAGGUUGCAGCAGAUGCAGAACGAGCGUCUGUGCGACGUAUCCAGGAAGCGGCUCACAGACGGGGACAAGCAGCGUGCGCUGGACGGCCUAAAAGAGGCCGUGGACUCCAGUCUCAACCUCGCGCUGCGCGACAAGAGCCGCUGUCAGGAUGACAAUUUUCUGAGGCGGUUUUUGUACGCGCGCAAACACGACGUGCAACAGAGCUUCGAGCUGCUGGUCCGCUACCACCAGUACCGGCGCGAGCAUCCGGAGUUGUGGGCGUCCGCCGACGGGGGCGUCCUGCGCGCUCUGGCUGACGGGUUGCCGGGUGUGCUGACGCAACGCGACCGCCGCGGCAGAUGCGUGCUCCUCAUGUUCGCGUCCAACUGGACCCCGCACGCGUGCCCCCUGCUCUCCGUCUACCGGGCCCUGCUGUUGACGCUGGAACGGACGCUAACGGACGUUCAGAACCAAGCGAACGGCUACGUUAUCAUCGUUGACUGGACCGAGUUCACGUUCAAGCAAUCGUGCAGUCUGCAGGCGAAGGUGUUGAAGCUUAUGAUCGACUGCCUGCAAGACUGCAUGCCGGUCCGUUUCAAGAGCAUACACUUUAUUGGGCAGCCGUGGUACGUGGAAACUGCGCUGGCGGUCAUAAAGCCCUAUUUGAAAGCGAAGACAAGGGAACGAAUUGUGCUGCACGGGAAUAAUUUGUCGACACUCCACGACGCCUUGCCCCUCGAUAUUCUCCCAGCCGAAUUGGGUGGUGAAGGGCCCUCGUACAAUUCGGAGCAUUGGCUGAAGGAGUUCUGUCAAUGUGAGAAUAUUAAUGCCUCACCUGUUUCGACAAUAACUGCUAAUGCACAGCCAGAUAAUGAAUUGCCGGCCGCUAAACUCGAUAAAGCGUACAUCCAUAAAGACAACCAAAACUUUUCAUUUCACGGCAACGAGAAGAGCGCUAAGUCAGGGUUAUUGCGUGAUAAAGAC
This is a messenger RNA of Iphiclides podalirius (scarce swallowtail), 990 nucleotides long. The record is from the annotation of a GenBank genome assembly. Lineage: Eukaryota; Metazoa; Arthropoda; Insecta; Lepidoptera; Papilionidae.